Messenger RNA from Nicotiana tabacum (common tobacco), 606 nucleotides. The record is from RefSeq and is a predicted model, not a curated record. Lineage: Eukaryota; Viridiplantae; Streptophyta; Magnoliopsida; Solanales; Solanaceae.
AUGGAGCAACUACCUGGUUUUGUUACUCAAGGGGAGUACGGGAAGGUCUGUCAUUUGAAGAAGUCCUUGCAAUCAACAGCUGGAUCUACUCUCCUAAUUGUAUAUGUUGAUGACAUUGUUAUUACAGGAACUGAUUAUGCAGGAAUCUCUUCUCUCAAGUCUUUCUUGCAUACUAAGUUUCACACGAAAGACUUGGGACAACUGAAAUAUUUCUUGGGAAUAGAAGUAAAUAGAUGCAAGAAGGGGAUUUUUCUAUCUCAGAGAAAGUAUAUUCUUGACUUACUGGCAGAAACUGGUAAGUUGGCUGCCAAGCCUUGUAGUACUCCAGUUGUUCCUAAUUUGCAUCUUAUGAAAGAUGAUGGCGAUCCAUUUAAUGAUCCAGGUAGAUACAGGAGGUUAGUUGGGAGAUUAAACUAUCUCACCGUGACUCGUCCAUAUAUUGCUUUUGCUGUAAGUGUUGUUAGCCAGUUUAUGUCUGCUCCUACGGUCAAACAUUGGGCAGCACUGGAACAGAUUCUAUGUUACUUAAAAGAAGCCCCUGGACUUGGCAUAUUAUACAGCAAUCGUGGGCAUUCUCACACUGAGUGUUUUGCAGAUGCGGAUUGA